Molecule: messenger RNA, 3609 nt
Organism: Thalassophryne amazonica
Lineage: Eukaryota; Metazoa; Chordata; Actinopteri; Batrachoidiformes; Batrachoididae
Gene: mctp2b
Product: multiple C2 domains, transmembrane 2b
Exons: 22
Coding region: 191-2827 (878 amino acids)
Biological process (GO): regulation of neurotransmitter secretion
Cellular component (GO): synaptic vesicle membrane
Molecular function (GO): calcium ion binding
Source: RefSeq, a predicted model, not a curated record
UACCCUCAUGGAGAAGAGGAAGUGUGCGUGUGCGGCGGAGCGUCGGACUCUGUUUUUAUUUGUUGUUUUAAUCGUAAUGUUGAGCAGCUGUGAGCUGAAAGAAGAACACAUGGAGGAGAAUGUUUCGAACAACACGAAAAGCUGUUGGUGAUGUCCCCAUCCUAGGCAACAACUAAGACUCUCACCCAUCAUGGACUCCAAAAAGCCAAGUGUACUGAGGCAACUGCGCCUGCGUGUGCACCCUAAGCUGCCACAUUUCCGGCGAAACAAAGAGAUCAUUAACAAGCCAGUUGUCCAGCUGGAACGCACGAUGGACCAUCGGAUGAGCGCUUCAGUUCCGGAUAUGAGAGACAUGAAGCAUGAUUAUAGCCAGAUGUCUUCCAGUGUCCGCCAUCCUCAGUACAACAUGCCCGACUAUAGCGAUCACUCCAAUUCACUCUGUGAGCCGGACACAUAUCAGACAGAAGGGGGGAGCAGCCUGAAUAUGAAACUUGGUGGCUCAAAUAGGAAGGGUGAAGAAAGGCUGAGCAUGCCUGUAGACUACACGGACAGCGUUUCCUCCCAUGAAUCUCACAGUGAUGUUUGUGAGAAUGAGGAGGAGAUGGAGGAGGGCUCUUCAAACCAAAGACCUGCUUGGGAUAUCGAACCCGAGGAACUGGCCCUUCCAGAGAUGAUGACUAUCUACAGUCCAGAGCCCUUCACUGUGGAGGGUCCCCAGGAUGAUUCGCAGGGUGAGAUGGCCAAUGAGGGCGAGAGUGUGGCAGACAAAAUCGGGGAACUUCCCAGGUCAUUCCUGCUCACAGUCAACCUGAAGGAAGGACACAACCUCGUCAUUAGGGACCGCUGUGGGACCAGUGAUCCUUAUGUCAAAUUCAAAUUGGAGGGGAAAACAUUAUACAAAAGCAAAGUGAUUUAUAAAAGCCUCAACCCCAUAUGGAACGAGACCUUCUCACUGCCUGUGAAGGAUCUCAGCCAGAGACUCUACAUCAAGGUGUACGACCGUGAUUUGACAACUGAUGACUUCAUGGGUUCUGCCAGCGUCCUCCUGAGCAAUCUGGAAUUUGAUAAGAUCUGCAAGCUCUCUUUGGCCUUGGAUGACCCAAACAGCCUGGAGGAGGACAUGGGUGUUGUCGUGGUCGCCAUGAGUCUGUCACACAGAAAUGGCGAUAGCAAAAGAGGCAAUCGCUGGCACCGAAAACGAAGUUUUAGGUCUGCAGAUCUGAGUCAGAGCCUGCGCCUUUCGGAGACAUUAAAGAAGAGUCAGCUGUGGAGUGUUGUGGUGUCGGUGACUCUGGUGGAAGGUCAGGCGCUGCAGCUCGACAGUCAGGCUGGUCUGCUCUUUGUUCGCUUCAGACUGGGAGAGCAGAGAUACAGGAGCAAGAAUCAAUACAAAGUGACCAAUCCUCAGUGGAGAGAGCGGUUCAGCUUUAACCAGUUCUUGGACAGUACAGACAUCAUGGAAGUGGAGCUCUGGUCCAAAGAAGGACGAAAGACAGAAGAGUGUUUGGGAAUGUUUGAAGUGAACCUGUCCAGGAUCACUAUCGGACAACAGCAGCUCUUCACACACACUUUGGAGCACGGAAGAGGGCGGCUUGUCUUCUUAGUUGCGAGGAACUCCUGCAGUGGUGUCUCCAUCUCUGACCUUUGUGCGGCACCGCUUGACGAAGCUCAGGAGCGACAGGCACAGCUGCAAAAAUAUAGUUUAAAUGCUUCCCUGAAAAUCCUUCACGAUGUCGGCUUUCUUCAAAUCAAAGUUAUCAAGGCUACAGAUCUUCUGGCUGCAGAUUUAAACGGGAAGAGCGAUCCGUUCUGUGUGUUGGAACUUGUGAAUGACAGACUGCAAACCCACACGGUCUAUAAGAGCCUGUACCCAGAGUGGAAUAAAGUCUUCACCCUCCCUGUCAAAGACAUUCAUGAUGUUCUCAUGGUAACUAUAUUUGAUGAGGAUGGUGACAAGGCACCGGAUUUCCUGGGAAAAGUUGCUAUUCCACUUCUCUCGAUUCGCAAUGGACAACAGACCGAUUUCCUGCUUAAAAAAGAGGAUUUAGGUGGGCUAUCCAAGGGGAGCAUCACUCUGGAGCUGGAGGUUAUUUUUAACCCUAUCAAAGCAAGCAUAAAAACCUUCCAACCCAAGGAGAGAGGAUUCAUGGAGGAUAAUCCGAAGUUUUCCAAAAAGAUUCUGGCAAGAAACGUGCUGCGCGUGCAGACACUGUUCAAGGCCAUUAGGUCAACUCUGCAGUACAUCAAAAGCUGCUUCCAGUGGGAGAGCAUUCAGAGGAGCCUGCUGGCCUUCCUGGUGUUUGUGCUGACUGUGUGGCACUGGCAGUUUUACAUGCUCCCCUUCUUCCUGGUUCUGCUCAUCUUGUGGAACUACAUCCAUAUCUCCUCAGGUCCCGUCUCCCAUGAGCUGGACACCCUGGACUUGGCUGAUGAAGACGAAGAAGAUGAGAAGGAGUCUGAGAAGAAAGGACUGAUGGAGAGGUUCCACAUGAUCCAGGACAGUGUCAUCACUCUUCAAACCCUGCUGGAUGACAUUGCCUGCUUUGGAGAGAGGAUUAAAAACACAUUUAACUGGUCGGUGCCUUUCCUGUCCACUCUGGCAUUGAUGAUUUUCAUCACGGUAACGAUAAUCACGUACUUCAUCCCCAUACGCUACAUCGUUUUAUUAUGGGGUAUCAAUAAAUUCACCAAGAGAUUACGGAAACCACACGGCAUUGACAACAAUGAAGUGCUUGAUUUUCUGUCGCGAGUGCCUUCAGAUGUGCAGAAGGUUCAGUACAGUUUAAUAAAAAGCAGUGGCUCAGUGAGGAAGAAGAAGAGUUCAUAGCACAGGACGAAGUGUAAACGUAGCGUGACGUUGAAUUGGUUUGCGGUGUGUAUGAAUCUCAGCGCUUCGCCACCCGAACACCCUCCAGCCAAAGACGUCAGCACUAAGAACGUUUUAUUUUCCAACAGAUUUUACUGAUGGAACCCUAUGUGCUGUCCAUCACCUUGUAAAAUUAUUUCCAAAUAUAUUUUAGAUAUUUUAUUGUGUACAUAUUAUAUUCUAUCAAUUAUUAAUCAAAGGCUGCUUCAUUUGUACAUCUCAAGUCCCAGGGCUGAAUGUACAUAUUUCACAUGUUAAAUGUUAUGUAUAAUUUACAUAAUUCAAUGUCAGAUAUGAACACUUUUCAAAUUGUUUUUCAACCACUCUAAAAAACAAAAACGAACUUCUGAAAUCUCUGCUGGGAUUAACACAAAUCUCAUUGUGGGUCAUAAAAGUAAAAAUCAUUACAAAGGGUUUGCUUCUGCAUUUUAAAUGUCAAACAGUUUUAUAACACACACACACACACAACUGUAUCCCAUGACAGUAGCACAAUUUAUGGAUCACAUGAUGUAUUUUUAAAAUAAGGGUAGAAAGGGGUGAAGUGUUUGACGCAUGCAGUAGUGACUGAUUUUUUAUUUUCUUAUAAUAAUGCAUAAUUUGCAAUUUUUUAAAAGAUGACUGCUUUAUGCAUUUGCUACAAUUGGAACGGGGGACAUUUGUGUGCAUGUUAUUUAUUAAUGACAAUCACAGAUGAAGAAUUUGUGUCUGUUGCUUUAUAAUGGUAAUAAAAGCACUCGACCACA